AUGCCGCACAGCAAUUCUAGUAUACCAACAACGCCUACGAUAGCAGCAACGCCUACAGAAAUAUCUUGGAGAAGUUCCAGAAAGAAAUCGAGUACAUUGCCUGAUAGAAAUGAUUUCCUCAAUACAAAUGAAAGCACUCUAUUUGCAGCCAAUACUUGGGUACACUCUUCACCUUAUGCACAAUUGCCACCGUUUGCUGUUAUUGGUGGACAUGAUUGCGAUGGGUCCCCAAUUUAUGUUGGUCGCUCCUAUCAUGAAGGUGAUAAUUUACCAGCUAAAGUUAUACCAAGCAAAGGUACUGCAUAUGUAGCCUGGGGCGGUAGAGAAAUCACAAAAUCCCAUUAUGAGAUACUUGUUGGUGAGGGUUACGGUUGGGUGCCCUGUUUUGGUGGUAGUGUACCUCAAAACGCUGUACGUACAGGUAACACAAGUACUGGAGAACCACUUUAUGUUGGCAGAGGACAUCACGCCAACAGCUUGACUGUCGGCAAAAUUCAUCCAUCUCAUGGUUGUUUAUAUAUACCAUUUGGUGGUCAAGAAGUUCGCUUGAGUACUUAUGAAGUGUUGGUACAGCAGAGUCGUGAAAAUUGGGUAGCUUCUACACCAAACUACACACCACCAGGUGCUGUAAUUGCUGGACAUGAUACAGAUCGUGCCACUAUCUAUGUUGGUCGGGCAAUGCAUGAAGGUGAGAUGCUACCAGCUAAAAUUAUUCCCAGUAAAGGAUGUGCAUACAUUUGUUAUCGUGGAUACGAAGUAAAUAAACAACACUUUGAGGUUCUCUGUGGUUAUGGCUAUACAUGGGUAAAAUCAUAUGGUCACUCAAUUCCACCUAAUGCCGUAUCCACUGGUCGCUCUCGUAGCGGUGAACCAUUGUAUGUUGGACGUGGUCAUCAUCACGGCAGCAUUACACCUGGAGUUGUGUCUGUAAGCCAACGUUGCCUAUACAUACCUUAUGGAGGACGCGAAAUUCGUGUAGAUUCUUAUGAAUACUUAUGCAAAUUUUUAUUUAAUUUAGAAUACAAAUGGGUGCAUUCAUCUGCAUAUUCAAGCAUUCCUCAGGAUGCUGUUCCUGGUGGCAACGACACUGAUGGUGCAAUUAUUUACGUGGGUCGCUCUUUUCACAAUGGAGACAUGUUAGUGGCUAAAGUUAUGCCAUCAAAGCAUAUAGCAUUUGUCUCAUGGAGAGGUGAAGAAGUACCAAAAGAUCAUUUUGAAAUAUUAUGCGGCACUAAUCUUGCAUGGCGUCAUUGUUAUGACCAUGUGAUACCAGAAAAUGCAGUGCUUUGUGGUAAAACUUCAUUAGAACAACCGAUUUAUGUUGGACGCGGUUGGUAUGAAGGCAGUCUCACAGUUGGUAAGAUCUCUUCUGUACAUCGUGCAUUGUUCAUACCAUUUGGUGGAGCAGAAAGACGUCUUAAUUCAUAUGAAAUAUUAGUUGAAGAAACAAAAUCUAUAGGUUGGUCACUACCUACACCACCACCACCAGAACCAAUAAUUGAAAAAGCAAAUCCACCACUUAUUGAACUAUUAGAAAGUAAACCAUAUCCGUAUCCACCCAUGUUAGAAUCAAAGCCAUCAGUACCAUUUGUUCCAGUGCCAGCAUAUGACCCACCACCACCAUAUGCACCUAUUGCACCAUCUGUACUACCACCACCACCACCAACACCUGUUUUCACACCAGCGAAUGUUGCAGGAGCUACAUCAUAUGAUCCAUAUUUACCAUCAAAACCCGGCUAUACAACAGCAGAAUUUAAACCAGCCACACCUUAUGAUCCAUACUUACCACCAAAACCUGGUUAUACACCAGCAGAAGUUGCACCACCAAAUUCAUAUGUGCCACCACCAACUUUUACGCCUGCACAAGUUGCACCGCCAACACCAAUUAGAACUCAUGAUCUCUGGGUUGCAGCUAGUUACAAUUAUACACCUCCCAAUGCAGUGCACGCUGGUCAUGAUACAGAUUUAUCAACAUUAUUAGUUUGUCGUGCAUUCCAUUGUGGUGAAAUGCUACCCGGAAAAGGUGUACCAAAUCGUGGUUGUGCUUAUAUAUCACACGCUGGACAAGAGAUUACCAAAUCAAAUUAUGAAAUAUUAGUGGGCGAUAGAUAUCAUUGGGUAUCAUCUGGUGAUGGCAAUGUACCGCCCGGUGCAGUGGAAGCAGGUCGUACUAUGAAUGGAGAACCUUUAUAUGUUGGUAGAGCUCACUAUUGUGGCAGUCUUACACCAGGUAGAAUACAGUGUUCUCACAGAUGCUUGUAUAUACCGUAUGGCGGGAGAGAGGUUCGAGUUACUCACUAUGAAGCUUUGGUGCGCAGUGAUGAAUUCUACCGUGGACAAGGCAUGCUGUAUUAAUUCUCAAAAGCAUUGUCACUAAUAUAGUUAAUAUUUUAAAAAUUAUUUGUUGUUUAUUGUAAAUAUUCGUUAUAUAGAUUUAUUU
This is a messenger RNA of Teleopsis dalmanni, 2440 nucleotides long. RefSeq lists its product as uncharacterized. Lineage: Eukaryota; Metazoa; Arthropoda; Insecta; Diptera; Diopsidae. The transcript is spliced from 3 exons. The coding region runs from base 1 to 2355 and encodes 784 amino acids. The record is from RefSeq and is a predicted model, not a curated record.